AUGGGAUCUUGCAAAAGUUGUGUCACUGAUACUGAAAGAGAAAUCAAAACUGAGAAAAGCCGACCUUCUGUAAAGGUUUUGAUCGACAACCACAGGUCGUUCCAAGACAAACGGUUGAACACCCACGUAGCCAAAUUUAACGUUAAAAAUAAAUCGUUGGUUAUUGCUUAUGAAAACUUGAAUACAUCGUACAACGAUUGCUGCAGGAACAUGGAAGGCGAUACUCAACGGAUUGAUAAAAUCAAAAACUUUGUAAGAUAUAUUGUAUUCUCUUUAAUACUAUUUGUGUUAAUAUUAUAAUAAAUAAAUACAUAUAGAAAAAUCUAGCUAUGAUACUAUUGUUUUCCAACUCUAUUUUUAUUAACAAUAUAAAAUAUUUUUUUUUUGUUCAAAAAUCACGUGUUCGGAAUAUUUAAUGCUAAAAUAUAAGAAGGGAAUGAAACUGAAAAAUUCGCAAAAGUGCAAGAUCACAAGCUUGUCUCGGAAAACUUUGAUUUUAAAACUGACACGCCCAAAAUAGACGAAACGGUGAACAAUAUGGGCAAACAUUUGUGGAAAAAUAUUAUGUUUUUGGUUAAUAUCAACCACGAUUAUUAUUGAUGUUUGAUGGUCAUUUUUGAUACGAAAAAAUUUAAUAAUCUCAUUAGUGUAAAAGAUUCGAUGUUGAAAUAAGGAGAGAGGGCUGAAUUCGUCAGGUCCAAACUAAUUGCCUACUGCCAGAUUAAUUUGGGAAAAAUUGACCAUGUUUUGGAUAAUCAAUUAAGUGUGCUUCAAAGCGAGUUGACAGAAGUCAAAAAAGUAAAAAGAACUCUAAACACAAGAACACGUCACUGA
Molecule: messenger RNA, 834 nt
Organism: Cinara cedri
Lineage: Eukaryota; Metazoa; Arthropoda; Insecta; Hemiptera; Aphididae
Source: the annotation of a GenBank genome assembly